Uloborus diversus is the source of this 1880-nucleotide messenger RNA. RefSeq lists its product as uncharacterized. The record is from RefSeq and is a predicted model, not a curated record. Gene Ontology annotation, molecular function: ATP binding. Lineage: Eukaryota; Metazoa; Arthropoda; Arachnida; Araneae; Uloboridae. Gene Ontology annotation, biological process: photoreceptor cell maintenance; chaperone-mediated protein complex assembly. The transcript is spliced from 11 exons. Bases 90 to 1823 code for a protein of 577 amino acids.
GUAAGUUGUAAGUUUCAGUCCUAAGGAAAGAUUUUCUCUGAGAAGAGAUUUUACGAAUGUGCUGAUGUCAGUGUUAAUUUUCCUUUCAAAUGUUGUCAUUACGACAAAUGAUUAGCUCUAUAAUUUCAUCAAAUUUUGGCGAAAAUAAAAGCUACAAAAUAGUUGUGGAUGGCAAAGACAAUUACUUCUGCCAGUGUCCUUUGCUGCUUCUUCAGAAAGUUCAUUUAAAAGAUCCUUUGACAUGUUUAAUAGAAGAAACCUUGUUUGCCCAUCAUGAGCAAUUUGGAUGUUCAACAACAUCUUUGUUAACUAUGUGGUAUUUGUGGGAUGACAUAUUUCAUAAAUUAAUGGAAGAGGGAUGUGAAGUGAAAGAUAUUAUUAAGUAUGUUCAAGUAUUUUUGGAGAAUGUAAUUUCACAGAUUUCAGAGGUUACUUUCAAAGUCGACCAAGUACUUUUUCCAAAGACAAAAACCCUUGCAAAUGAUAUUUGUGGGAAGGCAUUAAAGAAACCAAGUAUGCUCCAUCAAAGUAGUUGGCAUAAUUUAUACAAAGUAAUGCCUGAAAAAGCUAAGAAUUUAUCGGCAAAAUCAAGCAUUGGUUUAAAAUAUAGCAGCCGUCAUUUUUCACCUUUCCUGGCAUCUGAAAUAGAAACGAAUGUGAAUGAGGAAAUUCCAGGAAUGGAUAAAAAUAUUUUUCAAAGUUGUCCUGAUAGUGAAGAACAUUUGUCAAAAGAAACAACUGAUCGUCUGUAUGCUGUAGUCUGUAAACUUAGUCGAGGUAAUGAAGAAUAUGCAAAGUUAGCUCACAAGAUAUGGGUUCAGCAAAUUUUGACUACUAAGUCCUUAAAAUUUAAUACUGAAAGCAUAAUUAUUUGUCCAAUAACCACAUCUUCUGCAUAUUCUUCUGUUAUCCAAGGCUUGCUUAUAAAAUCAAAUUUUAGGAAUUUUGAAAGCCAAGACUUCAAAAUAAAUGAAUCCUGCAGAGCAUUGGUAAUAAAAGGGAGUAUUACAUUUGAGUAUGUUCAUCUAGGUUUUAACCCUAAAAUUUCUAUAACGAAGCAGAAGACUGCAGAAAAUUAUUAUUUAUGUGAGAGAGAGGUUUGGAUCAAAAAAUGCUGCAGCUUGAUUUCUAAACUGAAAAUUACCCUGCUGUUUGUAAGAGGCGAUGUUGAUCCUGAAAUUGCUUCCUUUUGUCAUUCACUUUCAAUUCUUAUAUUCUCCAACCUGCCAUCAGAAACAAUGAAAGUCCUUCAUACAGUUUUUAAUCCAAUGGCAUGUGCAUAUUUGCUUGACUGUGAUGUGAAAAAUAUUCUUUCAAAUGUUAGCAUUCAACGUUGGAACACAUCGCAGAAGGAAACACAAGAGGAAUAUUAUUUAGUCAACAAUAAAUGUUAUGAAAAGGCACAUUUCCAUACUGUGGUGUUAUGUCAUCCUAGUUCUUCAGUUUUAAGUAGCCAUGUGCACCAAUUCUGGCACUUACUUUCAAGAUUGCAUCAUGGAUCUGAGCAUAGUUUGUUACCUGGAUGUGGGAAAUCAGAAAAUUGGUGUAGCAAAAUAUUGGAGAAGACCUGUAUCCAGAAUAGUAUCAAAUUGAAGAUAGCUACAGCUCUUGCUCAAGGAUUCUCAAGUUAUUCCAAAAUUUUGCAAAAAGAAAAGGAUUCUGACCCAAUUAAUGAUAUGUUAGAUGAUACCCAUUCAAAGGUGAAUUCGUGGCGGUCAGCUCUAUCCUUAGUGCUUAUGACAUUACAGUGUGAUUUAUUCAUUAUCAAUGGUUCCGACUAUGUGAAUGACGUUCGUUUAAAUGAGUUAGUCUCUUAUUUAUAAAUUGAGGUUUUGAAAAAACCGAUGUAAAUAUCACAAGUAUUUUUAAUAAACAUUUGA